Molecule: messenger RNA, 2460 nt
Organism: Frankliniella occidentalis (western flower thrips)
Lineage: Eukaryota; Metazoa; Arthropoda; Insecta; Thysanoptera; Thripidae
Product: WSCD family member AAEL009094
Exons: 4
Coding region: 1-1167 (388 amino acids)
Source: RefSeq, a predicted model, not a curated record
AUGCUCACUUACCAACCUCCUGCCUCUCGUUCCAGUGAGCACUCCGGCGGAUCGUAUCUCGGCGCGGUGCGGGCGCCCGGGACGCACUGGGGGCCGCCGGGGUCGGGGUGGGGCGUCCCGCCCGCGGGGCCCGGGCCCGGGGGCCGCGGCUUCCGCACCCCGCUGCGUGCGCCUCUGCGGAUCCCCCUGCCCCGCGCCACCCGCGCCAGCUGGUCCACGUGCCGGCUGUGGAUCCUCAUCACCGUCAUCAGCGUCUACCUCCUGGGCGUGCUGCUGCUCUCCUCCGUCAGCUUCCAGACGGGGCCUAAUGGAGAAAGGACUCUGCACGUGCCGGAGCUGUCCGGGUUCCCGUACGCGCUGGCGGGCGGGCGGCGGAUGCCGUUCCCCCGCGGCCCGCUGAGCAGCGUCCUGGGGGGCGGCGGCGGCGGCGGGCCCGUCGGCCGGUCCCGGGGGCUGCAGUGGUGCCAGCCGCUCCGCUUCCUGGACAACGACCGGCCGCGCGCCGUCACCGCCCUCGCCUCCUUCCCCGGCAGUGGCAACACCUGGCUGCGCUACCUGCUGCAGCAGGCCACGGGCGUCCACACGGGCUCCGUGUACAAGGACUUCGGCCUGCUCAAGAACGGCUUCCCCGCCGAGUCGGUGAGCAACGGCACGGUGCUGGCCGUCAAGACGCACGAGUGGGGGCCGGUGGCGCGCGCUCCGUUCCACCGCGCCGUGCUGCUUGUGCGCUCCCCGGGCCCCGCCAUCCAGGCCGAGUUCAACCGCCAGAGCGGCGGGCACAUCGGCUUCGCCGCGCCCGACCGCUACCGCCUCAAGAAGGGCCGCUUCUGGGCCAACUUCGUGACGGCCAAACUGGCGGCCUGGCGACAGACCAACAUUGACUGGCUCACCAACUUCACCGGGCCCACGCACAUCGUCCUGUACGACGACCUGGUGCGCGACGUGGAGGGCACGCUCAGGGCCAUCCUCGACUUCCUCGAGCACCCCGUCACCGACGACGCCAUGGCGUGCGCCAUCGAGCGCCGGGAGGGCAUCUACCGGCGCAAGCGGCGCGCGCUGGCCGCCAACUUCGACCCCUACACCCCGUCCAUGAAGUCCAUGCUGCGGGACCAGCAGGACGAGGUGUUCGCCCACGUCAAAAAGUACCAGCAGCUGGCCGUGAGCUGAGACGGCGAGCUCGCGGACCUCGCGUCGAGGGAAGGACACGACGAGCAAGCAUGAAGCUUAGCCGGGCAGUAACUCGUUUACGGUUUUACGACCGAAACUUAAUGGUGAUAGUGGCCUUGAAAGCAGCCUAGUAUUGACGAAGGGCCUCUUGCAGUGGCCUAAAUGUGUACUUUCUUUAGGCCUACAGAAACGUGAUAAAAACAGACGUCAACUCAGGGAGAUAUUUAUCUCACAUGUAUAUAGGGACUUGUACCUUCAAAAUCACAUUCUGAUCAAAACCAGGCUGGGUUAGAAUGAAUGGAAGACAACCAGUCUUUAACAAGUCUUGGCAUCAGCCAAAAUCAGUAUUGGUAGCUUAUCUGUGAUGUUCGUCAGCCCAAAUAAUAUGGUUCAAUCUGUAAUUGUAAGACUAUGUGAAAUUUGUUUAAAUUGAUACAGGCUGACUCUUUGAUUUUUCCUUACGAAGAGUAUGGCUUAUUAUGAGGCGCAAAAGGUAGAUCAUAUCAGUCAAAUAUAUUAAGAGACUUGGGCUUGUUGCCCCUGUUGACCAUCUGUAAUUAAGGAUCAGCGCAAGUAUGAACAGGCAGUCAUGAUAACCCAAGUUGAAGUUAAAUGACUUACGAAGAGAUCUUCAGAGAGCUUCAUAAAUCCUAGUCCAAAGCACCCUCACUGACUAAGUGCAUAGGUCCAUAGGUAGCUCAUAGGUAUAUUAGAAUAUCCAAGGAUGACUAUGAAAUAAAAGCAAAAGCUGGUAAUGUUAUUAUACUGGAAAUAAGAUAAGUUAGUUAACACUGGUGUUAACUUGAUGUAACUUACUUCAAUCUUCAUGGCUCUAUGCAAUGACCAGUGAUAUUUAAGAGCACAUAAAACAAGUCCAUCUAAAGCAGCAAAAUAUUUUAUGUACAUGGUUUUGCACCCCGCUUUCUUCAUUUUCUUUUUCGCAUCAAGUACAUUUUCUAAUUCCUUUUGGUAUUACUACAGUUUUUAUAAUUUUUAUCUUGCAUUCCUUGCUUGUCAGUAAGAAUGUAUGGCAAGUUCUGGAAGAGAGAAAGAGAUCUGAUGAGAAAACAUGAAGUAGAUCAUUUGAGUAUCUGCAUUGGGCCAGUGACAUUUACAUGUACAUAUGAAUGACAGCUUUAGGAGCGCACAAAAAAUGUGGAGUUUACAUCAAGGUACUAGUAUAAGUCUACUACUCUGCAAUGUAAAAAAUGUUAAAAAGAGAAAAUAAAAGUUUCAAAAAAAAAAUAUAACGGUUUAGUUGGAAGGGAGGUGUAAAAUACGAACAAUACAGGA